AAGUGCACACUGGUUCAUUUAAUUCCGUGGAAAUGAAAAGGGAACACUACUUUCACGUGUCUUCAGGAUUUGCCCAGGGAAUAUAAAAUUACGCAAAUUGACGGAUUACAAUCCACGCAUUUUAUUGGCAGAGAAACGGAUGGCGUAGAAGGAUUGGCCAAUACUAUAAUUUUCAAGUUCCCGUAAAGUAUCGCGAUUCAAUUCGUGAAAUAAAUCCCUAACGCGGCUUCACAAUCGGCCAUUUCGUCUGCACAGGCCAUCAGCCGAACAAGGCAGCUGGGUAACAUCGUCGUAACUGGUAACCUGAAAGACAAAUCAAGAACAUCGCAACAUGAGUGAACAAGCUAUCUCAUUCGCAAAGGACUUCUUGGCCGGCGGUAUCUCCGCCGCCAUUUCCAAAACAGCCGUCGCCCCAAUCGAAAGAGUGAAGCUUCUCCUUCAGGUCCAGCAUGCCAGCAAGCAGAUUACAGCAGACAAGCAGUAUAAAGGGAUCAUGGACUGCGUUGUCCGUAUCCCCAAGGAACAAGGAUUCCUCUCCUUCUGGAGAGGUAACCUUGCCAAUGUCAUCAGAUACUUCCCCACCCAGGCCCUCAACUUUGCUUUCAAGGACAAGUACAAGAAGAUCUUCCUCGAUGGGGUUGACAAGCGCACCCAGUUCUGGAGGUACUUUGCCGGAAACUUGGCGUCCGGUGGCGCUGCUGGAGCCACCUCCCUCUGCUUCGUUUACCCCCUCGACUUCGCCCGUACCCGUCUGGCAGCUGAUGUGGGAAAGGCAGGACAAGAAAGAGAGUUCAAGGGGCUGGGCGACUGCCUGGUGAAGAUCUCCAAGUCUGAUGGUCUCAAAGGCCUGUACCAGGGCUUCAAUGUCUCUGUGCAGGGUAUCAUCAUCUACAGGGCUGCAUACUUCGGCAUCUAUGACACGGCAAAGGGUAUGCUUCCAGACCCAAAGAACACCCACAUAUUGGUGAGCUGGAUGAUUGCACAGACUGUAACAGCGGUUGCCGGCCUGACUUCCUACCCCUUCGAUACUGUUCGUAGACGCAUGAUGAUGCAGUCUGGCCGCAAGGGAGCUGACAUCAUGUACAGCGGAACCAUCGACUGCUGGCGCAAGAUUGCACGCGAUGAGGGUGGCAAGGCUUUCUUCAAGGGAGCUUGGUCCAACGUGCUCAGAGGCAUGGGCGGCGCCUUCGUGCUGGUGUUGUACGAUGAGCUGAAGAAAGUCAUCUAACUCUUCAUGUUGUCACAUCACUGUCCAAUUUGGCUAAAUGUAUUAACUUUCCAUUUCUAUGGACUUUGCAUUCUGCCUUAUUUAUGGGAACAAAUUAGUGUCUCACCAGUUAGCUGUGGGCAAUGGCUGUACCAGUUGUGCAACUUUAUGAUUUUAAGACGUUCCACGCCCUCUUUACCAAUGUCAUUCCUGAUAAAGAAGUAUGAAUACCUCCUCCUGUUAAUAAAUAGGUUUGUAUGGUCCCAACUUGAAUAAAUCUAUUCUGGGGAACAAACUUAACCAA
Molecule: messenger RNA, 1511 nt
Organism: Oryzias melastigma (Indian medaka)
Lineage: Eukaryota; Metazoa; Chordata; Actinopteri; Beloniformes; Adrianichthyidae
Exons: 4
Coding region: 332-1228 (298 amino acids)
Biological process (GO): mitochondrial ADP transmembrane transport; mitochondrial ATP transmembrane transport
Cellular component (GO): mitochondrial inner membrane
Molecular function (GO): ATP:ADP antiporter activity
Source: RefSeq, a predicted model, not a curated record